AUGGGUCAUGCUCAAUGGACACGAGCUCCCAAGUCUACACGAUCUACCAAAUCCAACUCGGACGAGUUUCGGGUGAACUUUGUCUUGCCAGACGAGCUACCGGCUAAUCAUUUUAUCGGAAACAUUCCCACCCAGCUUCCCAGUUUUCCUUUGGGUGGCAACCUGGACUUGUCUGUGAGUACAACCAUUAUCGACGCACUUGGUAUUGCUCCACGGCUUUUGCGGGUGUCAGAUUCUGGUGAUCUGUACACAUUAAUUCCCAUUGACAGAGACGAUCCCGACCAGAUUUGUGGACCACUACAAUGCUGCCGCCUUAUGGUAUGUAACCUUACACUCACUGUUUUGUUUGUCCACCCAAGACUGGAUACAGUCACUGUUGGUGUAAACUUACAACUACAUGAUUCUAACGACAAUCCACCCACAUUCGCGCAACAGACAUUCGCCUUGUGGAUGCCGGAAGAUAAUAGUCUAAUAUUUCAAAAAAGUUCAGUUGGUUCAAAGACUUCCAGAUCAUUACAUCCAUUGCCCCGUGCUCAUGAUGCUGACUCCGAUCCAAAUGGACUAGUAGGCUAUCGAUUAGCUGGUACUUAUGCAGCAAAAACAACAUUUCAGCUAAUUAGCAAUCUCUCUUCCGGUCAGCUUAGUAUUGGCGUACGACCUGAAGCAGUUUUGGAUUAUGAUCGAGCAGCGGAUCGAAUAUUCAAAUUAACCGUGGAGGCCAUGGAUGGUGGUCAACCACCACGCACGGGACAGCUUUUGUUACUCAUUCACAUAACGGAUUUGAAUGACAAUGUUCCACUUUUCGACAAAGAGAGUGAUUCAAUAAACAUAGCUGAGAAUACGUUAUAUGAAGAUCCCAUUUACGUAGUCCACGCAACAGAUGCCGAUUCUGAAGAUAAUGCCUUGAUUCGAUACAGCAUGGGACCAGGUUAUGUCAGUGUGCCCAAUUCUAUUUUGAAACAUUUCAGUUUGCAUCCUGCAACAGGUGAACUACAUUUGCGCCAGAUGUUUGACUAUGAACAAUAUGAACAGAGAAAUGUGGAGCUACGAUUGACGGCGCAUGAUGCCGGUGAUCCCCCAUUGUCAUCUUCAAUGCUAUUGACUAUUCGCGUGCACGAUGUGAAUGACAAUCCACCUCAACUGAUAGUCCAGCACAAUCGUACUAUCAUUGAAAAUAGUGAACCUAACCAGCUGGCCCUGCGCCUGAUGGUGCGUGAUUUCGAUGAGGUUUCCAGAUCAGCUGUUUUUUGUGAACCAGAGGCAAAUCAGCGUAUGUCGCCUUUGCGGUUCGAGAAAUCUGAAGAUGGUACAAUCAUGAAUUUGUUCACUCGGACGACACUUGACUAUGAGGUACAGUCGCGAUUAAGUUACACUAUAACAUGCGUGGACAGUGCAGAGCCGAGACAGGUACGACGCUUCAAUUUGACUGUCGCCAUCAGAGAUGAAAAUGACAAUGCACCCAAAUUCAGAUUUCUGCCACCACAUACAGAAGGGCAGUUUAAUGUAACAAUCAGCGAAGCGGAACCUGUAAAUUCCAUUAUACUAACCGUAACCGCGGAGGACGAAGACAGCGGAGAAAAUGCCAGAAUUGCAUAUAGUUUGUACGAAUUGAGAGGCAAAGAUACACACUCAUUAACACAAGCGAACAGCUCCCCUUCAACAUUCAAGGAAUACUUUAGAAUCAGUAAGGACACAGGGAGUCUAUUUUUGAUUAAGCGGCUCGAUUAUGAACUGAUUAAUCAAAUGGAUUUUGGCGUGCGUGCCAUGGAUAAUCCUCGCGGGUCAGACAACGAACGCAAAACAGCCAGUGCACAGAUACACAUUACCAUUUUGAACGUCAACGAUAAUCCACCAGUUCUGAUCAGUCCUAGUCAUUUCACCGUGGUGGAACACCUUCCGAUUGGAACUAAGGUCGGCUUUGUACAAUUCGUCGACGUAGAUAAUGGUAAUGACGCAAAGGUUGAGGUACGCGGUCUACUUCCGAACAGAAAGCACCAUGUCACAUCAGCUCUUAGCAAGCCAGACGGAGAAAGACGAGCAUAUGCUGCUGACUACUUUAAACUAACAUCGGGAAAUCAAAUUGUCACUACCCGACCCAUCGAUCGGGAGGAAGCCUCCCAGUUCCUACUGUACAUACUAGCUGUAGAUAAUGGGCAUCCCGUGCGCCUUUCUGCUACAGCAACCAUUACUGUUGACGUGAUUGAUAUAAACGAUCACAAACCAGUUAUACGUCACCCAGAAAGCGGAUCGGUUGUCAUCUAUCAACCGAUUCGUCUAAGUCGUCUGGAUAAGGCAACUCUUUAUAAGAUUAAUGACUCGCACGUGGUGUCAGAGGUUACUCCUCUCUCAAAGGUACAUUUACAAAGACGUUUCGGGGGGUUUUCCGCACUUUCCAAUUACGUAACGACUCCAGUUGUCCAGCAGAUUCAGGCAGAUGAUGCUGAUAAUGGAGAAAAUGCACGAAUCGCCUACACCAUGUUGGGAAAGUGCAAUGCAUCUAAGUUUUUUCAUAUCGAGAAAAACACAGGAAUCAUACGCUUUCGGUUGCAAGCAUCCCAUGAUAGUCCAAAUAGAGAUGGUGCCCUCUACAACAAUCAGUGGAUUCCUUCCCCAGGCACCUACUUAUUUUGUAUCCAGCUUUCGGACCACGGCGAGCCAACUUUAACAAGCAAUGCCCAAUUUUUCUUGAAAGUUAGGGAGCCCGUGGAACCAAACUUGUCCAUAGCACAAUGGCCAUCAGAUGCUGCCAAUUUAGAGUCGCAAGACUCACAUGAUUACUUUGUUAGCGGACAGAAGCAUACCGCAAACAGAAGUUACUAUGGAGGAUUAAUCAGCCCAGCAAACUCUACUGGUCUUAUGAAACAAGUGAAAAGUGGUUCGGAUAUUAACUUAAGCAACUUGGUUAUAUCUAUGUUGUUGGCCAUUUUUGCUGUAACUCUGGUGUGCGCACUGAUUGCAGCUAUCCUUUGGGCUCAUUCGAAACAUCGCAGACGUCACUCUACCACGAAGUCUACGAACAGACAUUUAGCUACCACGGGCCAUACAGAGACUUCCAAAUGGUUGGUCAGUGAUGAACAAAUUAAUUCCAAUGAAAUACAUUCCCCAGUUACUGUACAACGAAAGGACCGAUUGAGCAGUUCUUCGGAAAUGGGAGUCAUCCAAGAAUGUGAGGUUGAAGAUAAACUGUUACCGAUUGAUGAACAAAUUAAUUCCUGUUCAGAUCUAAGCCCGGUUAACGUUAUUUUAUGUUCUAAAAGUCAGCAUGCUAUUCAAGGCAGAGACUCUGGAUCAUUAAGUCUUCCACGUGGAAAUCACAAAGAAACAUAUGGAUUCCAAACUAUUUCCUCACUCUGCGACCUGAUUCCAGCAGCGGACAAAACGAAGGCAGAGAAUGCAAAAAUGUAUGUUUCAAGCCCACAAACUGUCUGCACGGGAUCAGUACUCCAACAAUCUCAUACAUGCUGCAAAUCUGGUGCCGUAGAUAUUAAAUUCCAGCCUAAAUGUACUUACGUUGGAAUAAACUUCACGAAGUCAUACCCUUUGGAACCUAGUUUGGCAUCAACAUCCUGUGGAACGACUAACUACAGUAAGAUGCCUUAUUCGGUAAGUCGUUGA
Messenger RNA from Opisthorchis viverrini, 3615 nucleotides. RefSeq lists its product as hypothetical. NCBI's taxonomy places the organism in Eukaryota, Metazoa, Platyhelminthes, Trematoda, Opisthorchiida, Opisthorchiidae. Gene Ontology annotation, biological process: homophilic cell-cell adhesion. The transcript has a single exon. The record is from RefSeq and is a predicted model, not a curated record. Bases 1 to 3615 code for a protein of 1204 amino acids. Gene Ontology annotation, cellular component: plasma membrane. Gene Ontology annotation, molecular function: calcium ion binding.